AUGUCGAUUCCAGACAAAUCUCUAUUCAACAAAUUCAAAGAGAUGGAGCAGAAUCAGGCUAUCAGGAGUAAAGAUAACGUCUAUUCAAAAGACUUUGAACCAAAGAAAUUAGACAAGGACAGCAGUGAGUACGGACGCCCGAAACCUGGUACAUUGACAGAGCAAAGAGCCAAAAAAGCAGCGGCACAUGUUCACAGAGAAAUGCUGACACUGUGUGAAGUUCUGGAGGAUUACGGUAAGAAAGACAAGGAAGGAGAGCCAACCAGAAUCACUUUCGGAAGACUUUUCACAAUCUAUGUUAAUAUUUCUGAUAAGGUAGUGGGAACACUUCUCCGUGCCCGUAAACACAAAAUGGUGGAUUUCGAAGGAGAAAUGUUAUUCCAAAAGAGAGAUGAUCAUGUUGUAAUCACACUUCUUCUCGAGGGAACAGAAUUAAAAGAAGCUAUUCGUGCACACGCAGCAGCUAAUCCAAAGGAUUGA
This is a messenger RNA of Caenorhabditis remanei, 480 nucleotides long. RefSeq lists its product as uncharacterized. The transcript is spliced from 4 exons. The record is from RefSeq and is a predicted model, not a curated record. Gene Ontology annotation, cellular component: sarcomere. Bases 1 to 480 code for a protein of 159 amino acids. Gene Ontology annotation, molecular function: actin binding. Gene Ontology annotation, biological process: positive regulation of transcription by RNA polymerase II; positive regulation of Rho protein signal transduction. NCBI's taxonomy places the organism in Eukaryota, Metazoa, Nematoda, Chromadorea, Rhabditida, Rhabditidae.